Molecule: messenger RNA, 2026 nt
Organism: Acanthaster planci (crown-of-thorns starfish)
Lineage: Eukaryota; Metazoa; Echinodermata; Asteroidea; Valvatida; Acanthasteridae
Molecular function (GO): protein binding
Source: RefSeq, a predicted model, not a curated record
AUCAAAUGCCGUUACGUGUACAUAAUGCCUCAAUACCUUUGGUUCUAGUGUGCGGAACGUGACUUAGAAACUAAUCUGUGGCCCUGUGUGGGCUCAUAAUAUUUUGUAAAAAUACAUGGACAAGGACUACAGUCUUCAUGACCGUGGGGGCUACACAUUACGAUCAUUGUGGCUGAGAGAACCGCGUAUAACGUGUUGGAAGUGCCAGGCCUCUCGAGCAUGGGUCAAUCAAGACCCUAGCUCAGUGACAGAUCAGGCCAACAGGAAUCGAAAACGUGCCCGAUGCCAUUCCUCCGCUGCCACUGAUACCCGUAUGAUGUCUCAUCAUGAAAUGUGACAAGUGCGGAGUGAAUAAACUCUCCAACGAAUUUCCACCAAGGGCCCUGUCUGACUCCUGCGAACACGCUGCCCUCCACUGCAUCAGAUGUGUUUUGAGUCAUGUGGAACAACAUGGCAAGUGUUCCCAAUGCGAAAGCCAAGUAAGUCAAGACUCCACACGUCUUAGACGAUGCUACAACCAACUGAAGGCACUGUUUCCGGUGUACGAACCAACAUGCGUCCCUCCACCAGAAACGACGACCGGUCAGAAAGACUACGUGAGUGUGGCCAUGCUGAACGGCGACAACACUAACGUCCAACUCAAGCCGUCCAUGACCGUUGCAAGAUUGAGAGAGAUAGUCAAAGAAAAUCUCGGCGUACCAACCCAGAGUCAACAGCUGAUUUACAAUGGUACAGAAAUGAAGGAAUUCACAGAUGACAAGGCAGCUGCCACCCUCGGCCACUACAAGGUGUUACCCACAACGACCAUCUACGUCAGACGCCUCUUGUUCUCGGCCCCCGAAAACAACCUGAACAAGGUGGUGUUCGACCUGCACUGGGGCUACCCGUCAACUGGCAGGGACUUCCUAGAUGCAACGGCCAUAAUCUUCAGCGGCACAGAACUCAUCGAUUACCUGGAUUACAGGAAAUUGUCGCACGAAUCACUGCGACAUUCGGGCGACCGCAUGGACGACAGGGCCAGGACCGGUCACCACUUCAUGAACGUAGACUUGCAACAAGUACCCAGCUCUUUCACGCAUAUUUUCUUCACUCUCAGUUCCUGGCAGUCACCUACUAUCGCCAAGUUCCCCAACCCGAGCCUGAGGUUUUAUGAAGAGUCAGACCCGGACACGAUGCUGUGCGAGGACACUAUCACCAGGGUCAAUCACUCCCAGGCGAUAGUGAUGUGUUGGCUGUCCAGGAACAAAGGAAAAUGGUGCGUGUAUAGUGCUGGCAGGGCCUCGAACGGAAACUCCGAAGACUAUGAACCUCUGUAUGAAACAAUCACUGACAUCAUCGCCAAUGGGUUGUAGCAACAAUCUCAACCACACCAAGACUGCUAAAAUAGACAUAAAGAAAAUAGCAUGGCACGAUUUGUCUUUUUAAAACGUAUUCUUUAAUGAAAAGGUACUAUUAAUAGGUAUUAUUGCACUCCCAAAAACAUGAACAAAGUAUCUACCCUCCCAAAGAGGAGAUUUUAAGAAGUGACUUAAUUAAAGUGGUUAGCAAGAUCCACGAUUUGAUGUUUUGUAAUUUAGUGCCUCCGUUCAUUGUCAUUCUUGUAUGAUGUGAUAUCUGGACAAGAAUCAGCAUCAAACGCCGAUUUAGCACAAAAUGUAACAGCAAAAAUAAUAAAUUUAGCAUGCGUUGUAAUGUGUACAUUAGCUUGUGCUCAGAUUCAGUGCAAAUGGAUAGUAAAGCGUGAUCAGCGUGGUACACAAGACAAAAGCAGGAAAUGGAUUGAUGUUUUACAUUCAUUUAAUACAUUUUGAUAAACCCUCACAAUACGCAGAAAAAAUCGUGUGGCUUUCAAGGGGUUGUAUGCUUCCAAAAUGUUGAGGAGACUAGAUAGUGAUCAUGCUGUUGAAAUUAAAGGUGAUCAUGUAGGAUAAUUGUUUUUUUUUCCUUUGUAAUACAUUCACAGUAGAUUUACACGUAUUUCACAUAAUUUGACACAUUUUAAUUAAAGUCUCCAGGAGUUUUGUCA